GUCGAAUGACCCCUGACCCAAAACCUCGUUAAAACCAACAAGGAAGAUUUUACUUGCCAAGUUUGAUUUCUGUCCACGACAUCUUUAUUUUGUCACGCAGACAGUUAUCCUAGAGCUGUGUGGGAGCUGGGGUUUUAGACGGCGUAUGGAAAACGCUAUUCCGCUGGUGCAGGCGGCGGCAGUGCGCAGAAUGACCACCAGCGAGCGGAGUUACCUUGCCGACGACGACCCGAUGGACGACAUAGAACUGUACGACUUCCGACGGCGGCGACACAGAGGGACCGUCGUCUGGUCCAAAUGUCGUCUGAUCUCCGUCAGCUUCGUCGUUCUUUUAUUCGGGGUUAUCCUAGGUGCUAUACUUGGGUACGAAUCAAGGGGGGAAUUAUUAGGAGGACCACAACAGUGGGGCGAAGAUGGCGACCCCAGUAUCACCCAGAGAAUAAUAGAUGAAGUGAAGACUGCUGAGAUUGAUAAACACUUGAGGUUUUUGACAGCCAGACCUCACCUUGCAGGCAGUGUGCGUGAUGAGCAGGUCCUGGUAGAUUACAUAUACGACAAGUGGCAGGACUACGGUCUGGAUGUGGUGAAGAGAGUUCCCUACACUGUCCUUCUGUCGUACCCCAACAACACCACGGACAGUUACGUAUCCAUCCUCACCAACACUGGAGAUGAAGUAGAGAAGUCCGCUCCACGCGAGAAGGCCAUCAUCCCGCAGCAGAACGACUCGGAUGUGACGCGACCGUUCAACGCCUACUCACCCAGCGGAGAACCACAGGGUGACCUGGUGUAUGGAAACUAUGGAACAGUAGAAGACUUCGAGUACCUACAGAAGAACAACAUUGAUUGCAGUGGCAAAAUUGUCAUCUUGAGAUAUGGGCUUAUCUUCCGAGGCAGCAAGGUGGAAAAUGCAGAAGCAGCAGGAGCUAUCGGGGUCAUCCUGUACUCUGACCCGCAGGACGUUGACCCGUCCAACCUUCCCGCAUACCCCAAGGGCUUGUGGAUGCCUGACACUGGGUUACAACGCGGGACGCUCUUCACUGGGCAGGGUGAUCCACUCACACCUGGCUUCCCUUCUACAGAUACUGCAUACAGACUGCAGAAGGACGAUGCCAAGUUGCCACAAAUCCCCACCACACCUAUCAGCUGGGGCGAUGCUGUCAAGUACCUCAGGAACCUUGGUGGCCCAGAGGCUCCAGAAGGCUGGUCAGGAGGCCUGAACAUCACCUACCGGCUGGGGCCAGGCUUUACUGGGGAAUAUGCCAAUGGAAAGAUGAAGAUGCAUGUGCACAAUGUCUUUGAGAACAGGACCAUCACCAAUGUCAUAGGGUACAUCAAUGGCAGUAUAGAAUCAGACCGCUAUGUGCUGCUGGGGAACCACAGGGAUGCCUGGGUGUUUGGUGCUAUUGAUCCCAACAGUGGGACAGCAUCUCUUCUGGAACUGGCUAGAGUCUACGGAAAACUUCUACAGGAAGGCUGGAGACCACGGCGCACUGUUGUUUUCUGUAGCUGGGGUGCUGAGGAGUACGGGCUCGUUGGGUCCUCGGAGUGGACCGAGGACAAUAUCAAGACUAUGGGACAAAGAGCUGUGGCUUAUGUCAAUGUUGACAUUGCUGUUCAAGGCCAAGCCACACCCAGGAUUAGGUCCACCCCACCUCUGUACCAGGCCCUUUACAAUGCCACCAAGCAGGUUCCCAACCCAAACCCUGAGGAGAUCAAGCAAGGUCGACCGACAGUGUACGACACCUGGAAAUAUAUGAAACCAGAUGGCAUGAUUGGCAGUAUUGGCUCAGGUAGUGACUACACUGUGCUGCUGGACAGAGUAGGCGUGCCGUCUGUUGACAUGAGAUAUGACUAUGACAGGGAGACGUACCCGAUCUCCACCUACGCCAUGUACCACUCAGCUUACGAGACGUAUGACUACGUCAAGGAAUUCAUCGACCCAGAUUUCGUGUACCACCGGGCCCUUGUUCAGAUUUGGGGGGAGCUAGCUCGCAACAUGGCUGACUCCCUCCUGAUCCCACUCGGUGUUGAGGACUAUGCAGACUUCCUGCAGAAAACCACUUAUGAUUUUGAACAGGCGGCUAAAGCCAAAUUGGAUGAGAAGAAUAUCAGUUUAGAUGGACUAAAAGCUGCUGUGCAGAAGUUCUCCCUUGCAGCCAUACACCUGGAGCAACAGAGACAUGUCAUUGACAGAAACAACCCGUUUGCGGUGCGGAAGAUGAAUGACAAGGUGAUGUAUCUGGAGCGAGCCUUCAUUGAGCCAGAGGGCUUGCCCGGCCGUCCUCUAGCCAGACAUGUAGUUGUUGCCCCCAGCAAGCACAACAUCUAUGCAAGUUCCUCCUUCCCGGGCCUGCAGGAUGCUCUGUUUGCAGUAAACCAUAGUGCGGACCCCGACCCUGCCUGGGAGACCUUCAAGAGACAGCUGUCAAUCCUCACCUUCACCAUAGAUGCUGCAGCAAGAACACUCGUGGAAGACACGGAAUAGUCAUGGCUGUGUGAAAAUGAACUCUUGCCCAUCAUAUUUGGUGCACCUUUGUCACUAUUCCCCUGUGGGAAACCUAGACAUAAAGCUUUAUUUAUCUGUUUUUUUUAUUGAAUAUACACGUAUUUCUAAGGUAGAAGGUGACUGAACAUCAUUUGGGUUUUGUGUUCUUCCAAUAUAUAUUGAGAACAAAAUUAAUCAAUACAUGUCUAACAAAAAUAUAUAUCAUAUUUUGUAUCAAAGUUAUCUCUAAGUGACAAGGUGUCUGGACAUGGUUUUGUAUUCUUGCCAUAUUAUUUCAGAGCAAAUUGGACAAGCCUAGAACAUGUAAUAGAAAAUUAAGGUGGAUAUGAUUAGGUAGAAUGGCAAAGGGCUAGAUGUAAUUAUGCAAAGCACUAACAAUAGAGGAUCUUUAAACACAUGUCAGGGUUCCUUUUAUACAUAUCAGGCUUUACUAUAUUUUGUCAUAUUACUUUAACUAAACCAAUGUUUAAGAAAAUAUAUUCUGUUUUUUAGUUAAUAGUGAUGAGGCAGUGCAUUGUAAAUUGUGCAGUAACUUAUUAUUAUUUUUUAAUUCUUAUGUUGAUAUACAGCAGAACAUUGUCAAUUUAUUUUAUUUUGUACUGCAAAAGUUGUUUCAUUAUAGAGCCACAUGUACAGUUUUCAUGUCAUUUCUUCCAGUGUUGGGGAUGAGUGGAUUAAAGCUGACCUAGUGGGUGUCCAGGCUAAUUGAGAGCUGCUUGUGCAUUACAGAUAGUUGUACAGGGCUCCAUUGUGCUGCUAACAGUAGCUGAGAAAUACCCUAUAUCCGACAUGUGAAACAUUAAAUUGGUGAAGCAGGUGUU
Molecule: messenger RNA, 3327 nt
Organism: Branchiostoma floridae (Florida lancelet)
Lineage: Eukaryota; Metazoa; Chordata; Leptocardii; Amphioxiformes; Branchiostomatidae
Product: putative N-acetylated-alpha-linked acidic dipeptidase
Exons: 17
Coding region: 146-2485 (779 amino acids)
Molecular function (GO): carboxypeptidase activity
Source: RefSeq, a predicted model, not a curated record